Amoebophrya sp. A25 is the source of this 1846-nucleotide messenger RNA. The record is from the annotation of a GenBank genome assembly. Lineage: Eukaryota; Dinophyceae; Syndiniales; Amoebophryaceae.
CUGCUAUGUCUAGUGACUCAUGCGCAGAGGUAUGCUUUGCGUACUAUGAGGAAGCAGAGCACGUCGCCAGGCGAAGAAGAAAUGAUCAGUAGCAAUAUGAAUGCUGCUUCUAGUACACCAGAGACUCUUCCCGAAGCACUUCUUGCAGCUCGGAUUGACAAUCUUUCGGCGACUGAAGCAGCGCAGUUGUGUCGAGGAGAGGAGCACUGCGAGGCCCUACUUCAGCUAAGCGAGGACAAGGACCCCAACUCUGCUUUGGAAAAAGUGCGGGCAUGUCUGCGUGCUCAAUUAGCAAGGGUUCUCCUGAACAGUAAAGCACCAACCAGUGCUACUACUACUACAGGAAAUCAUGCACAACACGCGUUCCCUCCGUUUCUAUUCGCCAGGCAGCGCGACGUGUUGUGCGAUGGUCACUACGCGAUUGGAUUAGUGUCCACUUACCUGAAACUCCGCUUCUCUGGUGAUAAUCAUGCUGCAUCUACUACCGAUAAAGUGGAAGUCGACGACAAUGCUACUUCCUCUACAACUUCUGCAGCAGUUUCUGGUGAUGCUGCAUCUUCUCCAAUUUCUGGUGAUGCUGCAUCUACUACCGAUAAAGUGGAAGUUGACUUGUCCUCCUGGGAUAUGAUCAUACUGAAGACUUUGUUACAAGCUGGCAACGAGUACGGACCUGUUUUGCAAUCCUGUGAUCCUGUUCGCUUUGUUGUGCAUGCACUGCAGGGCAGGGUUGAAGAUGAAUCCUUGCAUCAGGAAGUAGAUUUGCAAGGUGAUUGGUUUCUCGAAAGCAGCUUGGACCACUAUUUAGGUUAUUUGCGGAAACUUCGGGACUCGGGCGAUACGGAUGCCUUGAUCGCAGAGGGACAACGACGAUUAUUUUAAGGCUUCCCCAAAUCCAUCUCCGGAAGCAUCCUCUCUCAAGAGACUUUUCAAGGGGAAAAAAAACCCAGGAUGCAUCUCGAGAUGGAUUAGGGCGAGCUCUAAUUACUCCUGGAAGCCGAUAAGGAGUACUUCCAUACGAGGGAUGGAGCGCAGCCUAUGAUGAUAACCACAACUCCUACGACGUGGGUCGCGACAGCGAUGAAAAAUAUUUACGAUGGAGUUGUGAACGGAAGUUUUACUACUGCUUCUAGCUGCAGCAUGAUGGAGGUAACUCCUGCAAUACUGGCGAACAAAGUGCGCGGCCUGUUCUUCCGUGUCUUCCUUUCCGACAUGCGGGAAGAUAUUUUACUGAAGGAGGACUUACACCAUUUGGAGACAAGAGAUGCAGGCCCUCCAAACUACAGGAACAACUACAACAACACUUCGGCGUACAACAGUUUUUCGUCCUCUUCAGUCUUUUCGCCUCGAUUGCAUCCCAUAUAUUUGCAAAUCGAUCAGAUUGCGGAUCUGCUCCAAAAAGUCUUUCUGCAUGGCGAUCACAUGCAAAAAGCCUUUGCGCCGUUUGUCAAGGAGGAGGGAGAGGAUAGUCCUGGGAUCACACCCGUAAAAACAAGUUUACUGGGUAUAUCAUCAUCAUCAUCAGGCACAGGCACAGAUACUUCUCCUGUUGGCGAAAGUCCCCGUCCACGCGCUGGAGAACCUAGCACGCCGAGUUGUACAGGUUGCAGUACAGAAACAGAAUGUAAAAAGCGACCCGCUUCCACUACCCCAGCUUCGGAACCGGCAGGUAGUGGAGUGAAGCGUGCCAAACAAAGCGAUGCUAGUGCUUGAAGAUAAGGCACUGACUUAAAUAAAUUCUUGUAACUUCGAUCCCAAAUAGUUCUCAUUUUGAAGUUCUUCCCCAAUGAUGUAAAGAUGACGAGUACAGAAAACGGCUAAGGCCAACUCACACUCAGUCCCUGUGAGG